Messenger RNA from Nematostella vectensis (starlet sea anemone), 945 nucleotides. RefSeq names its product transmembrane protein 218. The record is from RefSeq and is a predicted model, not a curated record. Lineage: Eukaryota; Metazoa; Cnidaria; Anthozoa; Actiniaria; Edwardsiidae. The transcript has 3 exons. Bases 197 to 565 code for a protein of 122 amino acids.
GACCAGCGGUGGAUAGUCCAAAACAAAAAUGGCGGGCAAACAAGCCGAGUAGAGCUGAAACAAAUCAUGUCUUUUUGGGUGUAUUUUUCCCCUUAAAAUUAUGCCAUGUGCGAAGAAACCCCCCAAGACACAUUUUUUUCACACUGAGGGAAUCAUCUGCUAAUAAAGGAAGAUUCUUGUCUGAUUCGCCUUCACCAUGGCGCUUGUUUUGGGUGUUGGAGUUGGUCUCUUUGUGCUAGUGUUGCUAUGGGUUCUAGGAAUUCUCGGAUGUGUGGCGUUCUCACGGGCUACUGGCGGUCUCAAGAAUGCAGUCUUUGGUAUUGGAGUUCUGUUAAUUGUUGUCACCUUGGUGAUGCUGUUCUAUCCAAGAAAGACCCGACAAGAGGAGCUGGGUGGUAGAUCAUCCAAACAGGUUGAGGUUGAUGGCCUCAUUAUACCAAGGACAGUGCUCUUUGCAUUCAUGUGCAUCUUUGCCUUAGUGACAUUUGUAUUCCUUGUUGUCUUUCAUUGGAUGGAGCCUAUCUAUUCUCCAGCUCUGACAUCCAGAAAAACCUACCAGUUUUAGUAACGAACAAGACAAACUGGAACCGAAGCAACUUUUGUGGUUACGAGCAAGCUCUCUUAAACGAGCAAAGCUAAACUUAUUACAAAGGUUUUAUUUGUACAUAAAAAGGCAGUAAAAGGUUUCUUGCAGUAGUUGAUAAUUACAAGCUUAAUAGUAUGAAACAAUAUUUUAUUCAUUUAUCUGAGAAAAUAUUAGAUUCUGCUUGGUAGAUUUUAUGUAAAAUAUUGGGAAUGCUGUCAAACAUUUAUGUAAAAAUGUAAUAUAUAGUACAUCAUUUACUAAAACCAUAUUAAGUACUUUGUAGCAAUGUAUAUGUGUUAUUCAAGCUGAAAACUCACCACCAAUCCAAUAGAAUGAUCAACAGCACAGGAGCAAAAUCA